AUGCGUGUCUUCCGGAGAGGGAUAAAAUUGGAACUUCGGUGUCCCCAAUGUGUUCAUGGGAUCAUAGCUAAUCCACAAAUUGGCUGGAGUUUUGAUGAACUUCUAUCAGAGCUUAAUGCUGUCGAUCACAAACUUCAAGCAUUCUUAUUGGUCCCUAUACUACCUUUCUCCAAUACACAUUCAAGGUACUAUGUUAUAUCAUCUUAUGAGGUCGUGAAAGCUCAACAUUCUCCUCAAGGAAAAGGAGGCACUUUCAUGCAGGUUGAGCUUCGUGAUGUUGAUAGUGGAAACAAAGUCAAUGCAAAAUUUCGUACAGAUGAGACAGUUAAAAAAAUAUUUGUUGAAUCCAAAUCUUUCACAUACCUAUACACAGAUGAAGAAACUGACAGCAUUGUGUGUUGUGUGUGGGCAGGGAUAGUUGCUCUUCGAAGAGCCAAAAAGAGAAACAUGGAACGUUUAGUUUUCGCAUGUGGUGGUGAAGCUGUUAAUUAUGUGGACGAUUUAGCCCCUGAUGUUCUUGGAUGGGAAGAAAGGUAUACUUUUGUUGAGAAUGUAAGGCAUCCAAACUCUUGCACAAUCUUAAUUAAAGGACCAAAUGACCACAUGAUUGCACAAAUCAAGGAUGCUGGUGCUGGUGCUUUUGAGGUUGUUGCCAGACAGCAUUUGAUUAAUGAAGUGAAGAAAACUAUUAAAGGGCGUGCUCAACUUGGUGUUCAAGCUUUUGCGGAUGCUUUUCUUAUUGUGCCAAAGACACUUGCUGAAAAUUCUAAACUUGAUACGUCAUAA
Molecule: messenger RNA, 786 nt
Organism: Lactuca sativa (garden lettuce)
Lineage: Eukaryota; Viridiplantae; Streptophyta; Magnoliopsida; Asterales; Asteraceae
Source: RefSeq, a predicted model, not a curated record